UUUUGUGAUAAAUAUGAAAAAAUGUUUAUGCUAGCUGCAUUUUCCAACAAAAUGUUUCUUUUAUAGGAUAUAGAGGUGUGUUUUUCCGCCAACUGGGGGCAGCAGAGAGCUUUCAAAACAAGUAUUAGAGACAGUCAGUGUCACAUGACACUGAGGCCUGCUAGAGGAGACCAUCUCUUGGAAGACGGGGACAGCGCAGGAAGAACGUCUGUCAUGUCUCUAGUCCCAGCCCCCCUCAACACCGGACGGUUGGGCCCGGAGGCGCUCCUGAGAGAGAUCCACACCAAUCUGCUGGAGUGUAAAGUGUGCUUUGAGAAGUUCAGUGGGCAGCAGAGGGAGCGCAGGCCUCGGAACAUGCCCUGCGGUCAUGUGCUCUGCCUGGAGUGCCUCACCCUGCUCUCCCACCCCCAUCUGCACAAGCUGGAGUGCCCCUUCUGCAGGCAGCUGUGCAGCGUGUCCGACACCUCCGACUGCCUGCCCCUUUUCGACCUAUCGGAGCUGCUGGUGCGCGGUAGCCCCAGGCCGGCCGUCCCACACAGGGUGAGUGCAGGCACCGGUCGGGCUGGGGGGCUGGAGUACGGGGCUCUGCAGCUGCACUCUGCCUUCGGGGGCUGGGGGAACCUGGUGAACCCCACAGGGCUGGCUGUGUUCGGGUCGUCAGGGGCGGUGGCAGUGGUGCAUGACAGUGACAGGAGAGUAGCAGUCUUCAGUCCCCAGGGGAGGCGGCUGCACAAGUUUGGACAGAGAGGCCACGCCCCUGCUGAGAUCUGCCACCCUCUGGAUGUUGCAGUGGCACCCAGUGGGCACGUGAUCAUAGCAGACGCAGGCGACAGCUCUGUGAAGGUGUUCACCUCCAGGGGGCGCAGUGUGGUGACCAUCCGUGACUCCUUCAAACUGCCCUGGGGUGUGGAGGUGGAUGGAUGUGGGCACAUCUUGGUGACAGAUGCCCAGGCGGGCACAUUGUCAGAAGUGGUGGUGGACUAUGCCCGCUCCCUCACAGUGCUGAACCGAUUAGUCAGCACUGACCUGCAGUGCCCAAGGUCGGUGGCCUACUGUCGGGUAACUGGGAACGUUGCCGUGGUAGAGCACAUUGGAGGCUUGGCAGAAAGAGGUACUGGCAGUGAUUGUGCACAGGUCACAAUAUUCAACAGCGAGCUCACCCUCCUCAUGAAGAUUGACAGCUUCGGCCUAACGCUUGUUUCCCCAGUGAGGCUAUGCAUCUCUGCUGUGGCUUUUGACAGGGAGGGGCAUGUGAUUGUGGCAGAUGUGGGGCAGGGGAUGAUUUGGAGUUUGGGGAAGCCCCAGAAUCAUCCAGUACUGACCCCACUGGUCAGUCAUGGACUGGUACGUCCUGUGGGUCUUGUGGCCACUGCUCAAAACAUGCUGAUUGUCCUGGACAGUGGAGACCACUCAGUGAAGUUGUACAUGGCCAAUUCAGACCUCAGUAUAACAAAACAGUGAUACUGGUUCACAUACCUUUAACCAAUGAGAUUUCUUACAGGGUGCACUGUAACUAUCCUGAGUUCUUUUCAUUUAACUACGAGUAACAAAUUUACAAGACUAUACAACCUUUUAUUGAUUGCGUAACAGUUUGCAAAUCACUGAAAUGAAGGAAAUAUUUUUAGAGUUAAGUCAGCUUUGCUUAAAUUCCUUGCUGAGAGUAAAGUGCAUUUGGACAAAACAACAUAUCUACUAGAUUUAAAAUCCCCCAUUGAUUAUUUUUUUAAAUUUUAUUUUAUUCUUUUUUUGGGGGGGGGGGCAUUUUUUUAAAAACGGAGUGUGUUCAUUACUGUUUCCCUCUGUGUCAUCCAUGGUAUUGAGAUCUUAUUUCUACUAUUUUACCAAAAUUUCAAACAAAUUAAAGAUGAAAUGUAACUACAUUUUACUAGACUGCCAUGUCAACGGUGGGAGGAUUGAUGCAAUAAAGAUGUGUGCUCUGUA
Molecule: messenger RNA, 1941 nt
Organism: Anguilla anguilla (European eel)
Lineage: Eukaryota; Metazoa; Chordata; Actinopteri; Anguilliformes; Anguillidae
Product: E3 ubiquitin-protein ligase NHLRC1-like
Exons: 2
Coding region: 145-1461 (438 amino acids)
Biological process (GO): negative regulation of translation; proteasome-mediated ubiquitin-dependent protein catabolic process; protein polyubiquitination
Molecular function (GO): ubiquitin protein ligase activity; translation repressor activity; protein binding
Source: RefSeq, a predicted model, not a curated record